Messenger RNA from Portunus trituberculatus (swimming crab), 1716 nucleotides. RefSeq lists its product as uncharacterized. The record is from RefSeq and is a predicted model, not a curated record. Gene Ontology annotation, biological process: mitochondrial translational initiation; ribosome disassembly. Lineage: Eukaryota; Metazoa; Arthropoda; Malacostraca; Decapoda; Portunidae. Gene Ontology annotation, molecular function: translation initiation factor activity; ribosome binding. The transcript has 4 exons. The coding region runs from base 208 to 1155 and encodes 315 amino acids. Gene Ontology annotation, cellular component: mitochondrion.
ACACGGAGAAAGAAAAGGGAAUUCAAAGUGGUGGUCGUGAAGAUACAAGAAUAUUUUGGUGUCGAUUAGUUAAAAGGAUUUAUGAGUUUCCCCUUAUUGACUUGACGGGAAAUGCUGGUAGAUAACUUGGAAGCAAUCACAAGGCACCUAUAACACCAGGAGAAGUUGUAGUAGAGUUGUGACUACGAGAGAGAAGAUAAAUAAGAAAUGGCUACAGUUACAAGUGGGCUCCUAAGACGAGUGAGGCACCAGAUGGCAAGAAUUUACCUUUUCCUGCCUUCAUCCUCCUCCUCCACCUCCUACCAGUGUUUCUUUCAUCCUAAAUCUUUCCACUCCUUAUCUUCCUUUUAUCUGUCUCUCCAUCCUAAACCGUCCUUGCACUUCUCCACCUCCCAAUGUUUCCACUCAAAAUAUUCCUUUCACUCAUCCUCCUCAUAUCCAUCCACCCAUCCACUUUCCUUCCACUUACUGUCAUCUCAUCAACCAUGUCCACUCACUUUAGCUUCCCUGUCUCCCUCCUCUCCCUCCUCCCUCCACGCAGCUCCCUUCAGCACCUCUCCACUCUGCCUCAAGACCCGUAUGAAGGUGGAGGGAGCACCGCCGGAGGGGAAGAAGAAGCAGCGUCCGGAUAAAUCAGAAUUAGUUACCCUUAUUGAUGCUGAAGACAAGAUAUCAGCAGUCACCCUGGAGAAUGCAGAACGGCUGGCCAAACGACGCGACCUGAAGCUGGUGAAGGUAAAUGACUCAAACCUAAAGGCUGGCAAGAGGGUGUACAAACUGAUGACCGGCAAGCAGUACUUUGAGGAGGAGAUGAAGGCAAAGGAUGAAAAGAAGACCAAUGUGGGUGCAAAGGAUGAGAAGAACUUGGUCAUUGGAGGCAAGAUCACACCUCACGACCUGGGAGUCAAGCUUCAGAACAUCAUCAAGUGGCUGAGCAAAGGCCACCAAAUCAAGGUCACCAUCAUUUCUAAGAAGGCCACCAAGGAGGACAUGGAAAGUGUUUUCUCUGCAAUUGAGAAGGAAGCCAAUAAAGUGAACGCUCGGGUGAUGCAGCGACACGAGAAGGGGGACGACAUAAGGUUUUACAUUGUUCCCCCCAAAGAUGAGAGCGCAGCCAACAGAGAGGCAAACACAGAUGACCAUUUACGCAGUUAAGGUUCUGAGAAGUUCCCCGGUCAUGUCGAGGGAAGAGUGCAGUUGUGUAAAUUUGAAGUACAUAGGCAAUAAUGUGGAGAGUAUGACUAGUUAGGGUUCUAAGGAGUAUCCUGGUCAUGCCAAGGACAGUAAAAUAAUGCCUAUAUACUGAAUACUUGUUGAAUCAUGUGUAUUUGAAAUACAGGUAAUAAUGUGUAGAGUGUGGCCAUUAUUGAGGCAAGCAUAUUUGACACAGAGGGUUUUGAAGUGCCCUCUCAUCAUGCUAAGGAAGGAGUACAAUACAAUAACACUGUCCUAUACUGAAUAUCUAUUGACUUGUGUAGUUUGACGCAUAGAGCCAAUAUUAUGUGGUAUUUAGGGUGUUAUGCUGUAUUUAAGUUUAUUCUGGUGCAUUACUUGAAGCUUGGAUGAAAAGGAUGCAGUAUUGGGUCUGGAGAACUAAUCACCACCAACAGUUGUAUUUAGCUUAAUGCUCUGCUGAGUUUUUAUCAUCCUAAUGUAAAUUUUUCCCUGUGCUAACCUGUAUAAGGUUGAAAUAUAUCUAGUAUUGUUUUUUCAAAA